Molecule: messenger RNA, 1168 nt
Organism: Amaranthus tricolor (Joseph's coat)
Lineage: Eukaryota; Viridiplantae; Streptophyta; Magnoliopsida; Caryophyllales; Amaranthaceae
Product: aquaporin NIP2-1-like
Exons: 4
Coding region: 169-948 (259 amino acids)
Biological process (GO): transmembrane transport
Cellular component (GO): membrane
Molecular function (GO): channel activity
Source: RefSeq, a predicted model, not a curated record
GGACAAGACACAAGAACAUCUUUCUUCUUACAAAUAUAUCCUUAUAACUAGACAACGGACAACCCCAUUAUUUCACCCAUAAAUAUCAGAGGUUCAAGUAGCCAGCUUUGAUCACUUCUUAUUUUUAAAGAGUAUUUGGAGGGUUUAACUCUUUGUAUAAUAACAAAAAUGGAAACAACUUCGCCAAUUGGUUCCGGCAAAGAGCAAACGAGUAGUACAUAUCGUGUUUUUGUGGGUCCAUUUGUUCGGCAUUAUCCACCAGAAUUUUUACGUAAGCUAAUAGCAGAAAUGAUAGCAACGUAUUUGAUGGUGUUUGUGUCAUGCGGAGUGAACGCCAUGAACGCCAUUGAUGAACAUAAGAUAGGCAAGAUUGGAGUUUCACUUGCCGUUGGAAUGAUCGUUAUGGUUAUGAUUUACGCUGUUGGCCAUAUUUCUGGUGCUCAUAUGAACCCUGCCGUCACUCUAGCUUUUGCUGCCACUCGGCAUUUCCCUUGGAAACAGGUACCCAUAUAUGCUACAGCACAUUUGACAGGAGCAACACUAGCUGCAUUUACAAUAAGAGUGCUUCUUCAUCCCAUCAAAACAGUAGGAAUCACAACUCCCACUGAGACAUCUUCUCAAGCACUCAUUAUGGAAAUUCUUGUUACUUUUAUUAUGAUGUUUGUCACUUCUGCCGUUGCUACCGACUCUAAAGCUGUUGGAGAAUUGGCUGGAAUUGCAGUUGGUUCUGCAGUUUGCAUUAGUUCUAUCUUAGCCGGACCAAUAUCAGGAGGAUCUAUGAACCCAGCUCGAACCAUUGGACCAGCUUUAGCAAGUGGAUAUUACAAAGCACUUUGGGUGUAUGUUGUGGGACCAUUAACAGGCACUUUACUAGGAGCAUGGUCAUAUGAAUUUAUUAGGGUUAAUGAUAGCCAAGCUCACAUUAACUCUAAUAGACCUUCCCUAUAAAUAUGAAUUUUGUUUCUCGUUCCGAUUGCAUUAAACGAUAUUGCUAUUGAAAAUCAAAUGCAAAUCUACGUAUAGAAGUUAAAAAUGAUUUUCCAAAACUUAUGGUGUAUUAGUAUGUAUACAUCGUUGUUUACCACUUUGUUUAAUGUAUAAUAGUCAUCUAUUAUUUUUGUAAUAAACAACUUCUUGUGAAAAUAGAAAGUUGAAGCUACUUUUAAUA